GCGCGACACCGUAUCCUUGGAGCGCGACUACCACAACAACGACAGCGUUACAAGUCCCCGCCUGCCACAGACGACAGUCAGCGCUUUUAAUUGUUGUUCUUCUGUUGACAUUAGCCUCAAUUUCCAUUUGAAAACGCCGUACGUGCCGGUACUUGCUGCAGACUACAAACGCUGCUUGCGUCAAGUAAACUGCAGGAGGACAGACGCACUGCUGAAUAGACUAGCUGGUGAAAGGACGCACAUACCUGCAGACAUAUCGAGAGGGUUCUAGAUCAUCCUGUCACGAUGCUCAGCAAAGAAGUUCAGGCUCAGCGCCUUCUCGGCACACUGGUGCCCUUCGUGACGUCAGCAGCUGCGUCAAAAGAUGGCGAGCGGAAGCGACUGGUGCUGGUGGACGCCAUGACGGACGCCCAAGUGUCGGAGAUGUAUACUAUGAUCUGCUCGGCGGCGGCGGCUGGCCAGGGCUUCGGGGUGGACGAGUACACGAAGGAAGAAGACUUCCGCCGUGACAUUGCCGACGGCUACCGCUUCGCCAUCAUGGACAAGAACAGCGGCCAGCUGCUGGCCGCCUUCAUCCUGGCCGUCAGCAAGUACUCGCGCGGCUGCCACGUGGCUGACCCUUUCAUCAUCGUACGUGACGACCAGCGCGGCCAGGGGCUCGGCACGCUGUGUCUGGACCUGUGUGUAGACAUGGCUGCCCGCCUGGGUUUCCAGGGCAUGUACGUCGACACCUUUUCCAACAACCGCGCCAUGAUCCGUGUCAUUGAGUCCUUCCCUGGGUUCCGCCAGGUGGGUUGUCUUCCCAUGGGCGGCCUCAUGACUGAUGGGCAAGUUGUGGGCACAGUCAUAUACUACAAAGACCUUCGCUCAGACAGCCAGGAGUGGACCAGUGUUGUUGACAGUUGAAAGUCUAGACAUCUUCGAUGUACUCCGGAAAACAAGAAUCUUCACUCCCUGAGGUAACAGCUCGUAACAGCCGAAGGACGUGAAGAGCGCAGGGCAUCGCGAGCGAGCGCCGGUCACACGGAGCUGGUCACCAGAGAGCGGAGGAGGGGACAGGUCCCUUGCACUCCCUCCACAACAACCCCAGGACGACGAGGUGCUGGGACUGAGAAGUGCCCUACACAAGCGACACGGGGCUCAUGGCAGUGCGUUCGAGUGAUUCUGUUAACAGUUGUCUGAUCAGGGCUAAUGCUCGCAUUUAAGAACAUUUCUGUUCGACUGAAACCUUGUUAAGAAUGCGUGCAUCGGUCACGACUACUCCUCGACAUCAUUCACUUCGUUGGCCUUUGUCGUCACCUUGCAAUAGUUGGCACAAUGGAAACACAGCUGUAACAGGCACUGCAAGCUGUUAAACUGCUAUAACAAGCAGGCAGGUGUUAAUCGACUAAUUUACUGAAUUUUCACCAACAUUAUUUUCUGUGCUGCAGCCAAGUCACAUAACUGU
Messenger RNA from Pomacea canaliculata, 1447 nucleotides. RefSeq lists its product as uncharacterized. The transcript is spliced from 2 exons. The record is from RefSeq and is a predicted model, not a curated record. Gene Ontology annotation, molecular function: acyltransferase activity, transferring groups other than amino-acyl groups. NCBI's taxonomy places the organism in Eukaryota, Metazoa, Mollusca, Gastropoda, Architaenioglossa, Ampullariidae. Bases 286 to 906 code for a protein of 206 amino acids.